AAGUGAAAAAAGUGAAAAAAGUGAAGAAUAAGAGGAAAGUGGUCGACAAUGGCUACUUCAAGUCUGUAGUAAAAGGCUACUCAUUCUCUGUUUUGCUGAGAAGAAAGAAAAUGCUUCUCAUUCUCAACUCUCAGUCUCAAGUGAAAUACAGAGUGGAGAAAAACCAUCUUUAUAUUAUUUAAUUUAUUUCUCUCGUUUGUGAUCCUCCCUAUUUAGUAUUUCUUUAUCACCUUCAAUUGCAUACUCCUCUUGUAAGCUCUCGAAGUGAACAAUUCUUCUCAAGAAAAUAUUCGAGUUUAAUUUUCAAGUUCCUACAUCUAUCUUCAAUUUGAAUAUCAGAUGGUGUAAAUCUUGGGUAUCAAUUUCGAGUAGUGGACUCAGGACUGGAGGGGAAUCUUCCAUCCAAACAACUUCAUCUGCCAGAGUUUCCAGUGUGACCGCUUAAUACAAGACACAGAGCUGACCCUGAAAUUAAGCUGUUGGAUUUCGUACCCGAUGGUCCUGUUACCACCCUGACUCUGGUCCUGUGACCACCUGACGUGGAGCCGCCAGCGUAUUGAUGUGAUAUAAUUGAAGGAAAGGCAACCUGAAAACCAGUUGACGCAGCUGGAAGGGAGUUUAUGGUAAAAAUGGAGUCGGCUAUAGUAGAUCACUUGAUUGGCAAUAUCCUUUCGGUGCUUGCAACUGAAGCAUCGUUGUUAUGGGGGGUUCGUGAUGCAGUUGACAAUAUCAAGAAUGAGUUGAAAGGCAUGCGAUCUUUCUUGCUAGAUUUUGAUAAAAAGGAAGCAGCCAAUGAAGGAGAGAAAUUAUGGGUGGAAAAUGUGAGGGACAUGGCAUAUGAUGUUGAAGACGUCAUCGAUGAAUUCAUGUAUUACAUCAAUAUCCAACGAACACGGGGUCGAUAUGCUCAGUUUGUUCACCAAACCAUUUACUUUCCACAGAAUCUAUGGGUGAGGCAUCAAACCGCCACCAAGUUACAGAAAAUGAAUGAGACAAUCAAGACCAAUUCAAAGUUAAGUAAGAAAUAUCAUGUUGAUCCUAUACAGGGGAAAAGCUCAGAAGAUAUUCACAAAUGGGUUGUGCGGCAUGCUGAAUCGUCUUUGUUUGCUGGAGAAGAUGAACUUGUAGGGAUCAAAGAUAAAAGGAAACAAUUAAUGAUGUGGUUGAUGGAUAGAGAACAACAACAGACUGUCAUUUCAAUCCUCGGGAUGGGAGGAUCUGGCAAGACCACACUAGUUGCCAACACCUACAAAAAUGACGCAGUAAAGAGACAUUUUGAUUGUUUUGCAUGGAUCACUGUCUCCCAAAAAUAUGAUGUAGAAGACUUAUUGAGGUGCAUGAUUAAGGAAUUCUAUGAGUCAAUGAAGGAAACAAAUCCAUCAGACUUGAGUUCUAUGAACUACAGACUGUUAGUAAGUAUGUUGGUGAGCUACUUAGAGAAGAAAUCAUAUCUACUUGUCCUAGAUGAUGUUUGGGACACAAAUGUCUUGGAUGAACUAAAAGUAUUACUCCGAGAUAGUUAUCCUGGGAGCAAAAUCAUUCUUACAACUCGCAAUGAAGAUAUCGCUUGCCAUCCUUUUGUGGGUAAACCUUAUGUUCAUCAUAUUCAAUUGCUGGAACAGGAUGAGGCGUGGGAACUCUUUUGCAAGAAAGCAUUCUUAAGCAGUCCAAAUAGAAGCUGCCCACCAGAGCUUAAAUCUUUUGCUCAGGAACUUGUGGGAAAAUGUGAAGGCCUACCUCUUGCAAUUGGGGCCUUGGGCAGUCUUAUGUGCUCCAAGGAUAUGCCUCAAUGGAAAAAAAUUUGCAAGAGCUUGAAUUGGAGUCUAGGUAACAAUCCUAAGCUACAACGAUUGAAGAGCAUUUUGUUGCUUAGUUUCAAUGGUUUACCAAAUCAGUUGAAGCAUUGUUUCUUAUAUUGCUCCCUUUUCCCAGAAGAUCAUGAGAUUCGAAGAAAAAGGCUCAUUAAACUAUGGAUGGCAGAAGGAUUUGUAGAACAAGUUGAAGGGUCCACUCUAGAAGAAGUAGCUGAUAGCUAUUUAGUAGAACUCACUUUCAGGAACAUGCUUCAAGUUGUAAAGAGGAAUGAACUUGGAAGGCCAAAGAGAUGUAAAAUGCAUGAUCUUUUGCGGGAGCUUGCUUUAUCAAUAUCAAUCAAAGAAAAGUUUGGUGUUGUACAUGAUGGAGGAGAAGAAAUGAAAGAAUGCAAUGCACGCCGCAUUUCAAUUCAUAGAACUGAUGGAGAACCCAAAUCAUUUACGGGUAUGUCAAAGCUGCGUUCUUUUCUUGUUUUUAACAGGUCGUUGAAAACAUUGCCUUCAAGAAGUAAAAUGUUAAGGAUUCUAGAUUUGGAGGAUGCCCCCAUCGAAGAACUGUCUGAUGAAGUAUUCAAAUUAUUCAACUUAAGAUAUUUGAAUUUAAGGGGAACUUUACUUAAGAGGCUCCCAAAUUCCAUAGGGAGGCUCCUUAAUCUUCAAACCUUGGACCUAAGGGACACACAAAUAGAGGCCCUUCCUCGUGGAAUAGGGAAGUUGCAAAACUUGCGGCAUUUAAUAAUGUAUCGCUACACUAGAAAUGGGAACGACUUCAGACGUGCUAUUGGGAUGCAAGCACCAUCAAAUAUUGGGCAGUUAAAGAAUUUGCAAACCUUGUGUUGUUUUGAAGCAAAAGGUGACUUGAUUGGACAAAUUCAGAGAAUGACCCAACUUACCUCGAUUGGUAUUGGCAACGUGAAAGAAGCAGAUGAGACGGACUUAUGUAUCUCAAUUCAAAACAUGGGACUUCUUAGGGUCUUGGCUAUCUUAGUAACUAAUGAGGAGGAAACUCUCCGAAUGGAUGCACUCCCAUCUCCUCCUCCCAACCUUCAAAAUCUUAGUUUGACUGGAAAAUUAGAGAAGGUGCCACAGUGGUUUCGUUCACUUCAAAACCUCAAAUAUUUGGGUCUGCAAUGGUCAAGACUGGAAGAAGAUCUACUCCCUCACAUCGCUGCUUUGCCACAUCUGCGACGUCUUUCACUUACUAAUGCCUAUGUUGGAAAACAGCUAUGUUUCAAUACAGGCUUUCCUGAGCUUACAGAUUUGGAAAUUUGUAAUUUCCCUCAAUUGAAUGAGAUAAUAAUAGAAAAGGGGGUGAUGCCCAAUCUGAAAUGCCUAUGUAUUUUCAGCUGCAUGGAGUUAAACACAGUGCCCAAGGGCAUUGAAUACCUUCAAAAUCUCCAAGAACUGUAUUUGAAAUCUAUCUCAAUGGAACUUGAAAAUCGCAUUAAAGGAGAAGGAAGUGUGGAUCUUCCAAAGGUGCAGCACAUCCCAAAGAUCUACAUCUGGUAGUCCUUUGGAAUGUUUAAUGAAGGUGAUGGCCCUAAAAGUCCAGACGGAGGACAUGAGGAACCAGCUUUGCGGUGGUGGUCACCUGUAACAGGUGAUGUUAAAGGCACUAAAUUGCUGCUGGGGCGCAUAGAAACACUGUACAUGAACAACCAUAUUAAUUGGAUGUUUGGAUGCUAUGGAGUUUGGUUCGGAUAUUGAUGUAUUUCAGAUUGUGCUUAAUAUUUCAAGUAGAUUCUUGAAACUAUUCAAGAAUCUAGAUUGUUUUUAAA
Molecule: messenger RNA, 3592 nt
Organism: Quercus robur (English oak)
Lineage: Eukaryota; Viridiplantae; Streptophyta; Magnoliopsida; Fagales; Fagaceae
Product: disease resistance protein RPM1-like
Exons: 6
Coding region: 621-3323 (900 amino acids)
Biological process (GO): defense response to other organism
Molecular function (GO): protein binding; ADP binding
Source: RefSeq, a predicted model, not a curated record